AUGGUUCUACCACCACUCAACGACGACAAGCUUUUCCUCGCAGUUACCACCAUCAGUGAUCAAUUCAGCAUGGCCUACAAACAACAGGGAGCAGAUGGAUACCUCAAUCAUCGCAAUGCCUCAGUCUCUCGGCUCGGAGAAGUGCAGAUAGGAGAAGGGGAGGAGAUUCCCUCUUUUGUGACCAUCUACAUUCGACGGAAGGUCGGGCUACAUGGAUUAUUCAUGUCGUGA
Penicillium diatomitis is the source of this 231-nucleotide messenger RNA. RefSeq lists its product as uncharacterized. Bases 1 to 231 code for a protein of 76 amino acids. The record is from RefSeq and is a predicted model, not a curated record. The transcript has a single exon. Lineage: Eukaryota; Fungi; Ascomycota; Eurotiomycetes; Eurotiales; Aspergillaceae.